UGUAAGUAAAAAUAAUAAAUCCAAUUUAUUAUGGGAACAAUAAAUAUAUUUUUUUAUUUUCUCAAUUCCAGCACGAAAAAAUCAUCAACUACACAGCUGCGGGCACUAGUUGAGUAUAUGGAGGAGAAUCCCGAGUUUGCCAGAGGAGUGCCAAUUUUUGGAAGCAGCAGGCAAUCCCUGGAGGACCACUGGAAGAAGUUAGUUUUUAAAUUAAAUACCAUGGGUCCUCCUUCCCGCACAAUUGCAGAGUGGAAAAAGACGUGGGCCGAUCUAAAAUCCCGCACCAAAAAGAAAAUUGCGGAAAAUAAAAAAGGGCUGCAAGGUACAGGUGGUGGUUUAUACCGGUUUGAGUGCCUAACGGAGCUGGAAACAGCAAUUGACCGGACACUCUUCUUGUCGAAGUCCGCAGCACCAAGUGGUAAAACUUUUGGCUACGCGGACGAAAUAGAUUACUGCUUCGAGGCAUUGGAUACCACACCAUCAAGACCAUCCAAGACCGUAGCAGUGGUAAAACCUACCAGGCAGUUCAGUUCCCCAGAAUCACAUACCCAACAACAACAAAUAAACGUAAAAACCUGUACCAUCACAACUCAACAAUACCAACCACCAGCCAAAAGACAAAAAAUCUCACCCCAUUUCUACACAAACUGCAAAACAACAGGCACAGUCAGCACACACACAACAAACUCAGACACAGUCAGCACACACACAACAAACACAGACCCAACAGCAACACCAACGUAAACAAACAACGUCCCCUCGUCAAGACAUGGAACAUCAAACCGUGCAGAAAUCACCCCCAUUCAAAUGCACAUCACAACAUAAUUUUCCAUCCACAUCAUCAGCAAAAAAACGUUCCAACGUCGGAGAGCAAAUACCUCUUAUCCGUCGGCAAUUGCGGCUGGUCGAGCAGGCAAAUGCAAUAGCCAAGGAGCAAGCAGAUGCAAGCAAAAGGAUGGCUGACGCUGCAGAGAGAAUGGCAGAUUAUGCCGAGGCCCAAACAAAAAUGCUUAAGUC
This is a messenger RNA of Musca domestica (house fly), 1017 nucleotides long. RefSeq lists its product as uncharacterized. The coding region runs from base 31 to 744 and encodes 237 amino acids. The record is from RefSeq and is a predicted model, not a curated record. NCBI's taxonomy places the organism in Eukaryota, Metazoa, Arthropoda, Insecta, Diptera, Muscidae. Gene Ontology annotation, cellular component: nucleus. The transcript is spliced from 2 exons.